AAAAAAGAACUCUUUAUGAUAAAAAAAAUCCAAAUUCCAUCGAUAUUUUUCCACGAAUAUGCUGUACGAAUUAGGUAGUAUAGUAGACUCAGACGUGCUACUGUUUCGUGCGAAUAAUGCUUAAUGCAUGUUUUACAUUGAUUUAUACAAUAAAAGCCCAAAGGAACCGUUCGGAACCUGGUACUGAGGUGUGUAAUCAUUCCUCCAUUAAAGAAAAGCAUUAGAAGUACAAAUAGGUUAACAGUGCGCGUUUUCGUACGUUACUUUGUAUCAACAUUUAUCUAAGAAUUGUAAUAUAAGUCAAUUAAAGAUAUAUUUUAAUCAGUAAACUAGAUUUUGGUAAAAAAGUAAUUCAAAAUGGAGAUUAUGGAAGAAGGAAAUUUGAUGGACAGAGUUCGUAUUCUGCUCCAAAGAGACUGGGCUUACUAUAACGAACAUCAGAAAGUGAUUCAAGAAAAUGUAUGCUCUACUGUGGUUGGAGGUUCGCUAGAUUUUCCUUGUAACGUUACAUUCGUGGCCACUAAACUGGUCACAUGGUGGGAAGAAAGUUAUUAUUUAUUGUUUCGAUCCCUGUCCGCCAUAUUUCAAGAUGCAUCGUUGAUCAACUUCGAAACUGAAGAAGAAGAUAAUAUCAGUUUAAGUAAAUCAAUAACUUCGAAAGAUUUUGCCCUAUUGAUUUCCCAAUGUGCCAUGAAACUCAUCGAUCAUUUACAUAUUCUUUCUCAAGAAGCUCUGGAUCAUGCUGAUUUAUCUGUACUGACUGGUACUAUUGGAGCUGCUGCUUUGGUCAGGAAUACGAUUUGGGUUUAUAAUCAACAACUAGUGAAGACCAAUGCUGGGCCCCUGCUAUCAAAAGACUUGAAAAUAUUCGAAGAUAUGGCUGAAGCUUUGGCUGAACGAUUGUUAGAUCUGCAUAAUAGGCUUAUAGCUCUGUACAUCUUGCAAGAUGUCGAUUGCCUCAACUGGACGGACGAAUAUCCUUUCUUUGAAGGUGAAAGAUCGUCUUAUACCAUUCAAAUGUGGUGGCUGUAUAUUCAAGGUACCCAAGACGACUUAUGGAACACAAUGCCUCCGAAAACAGCUGAAAGAAUAUUUUCUGGCAUUUUAAACGAGUCUUUGACCAUUUUAACUUCAAGAUAUAUGCAAAUAAAAGCUGGGUAUGCCAGGGGUUCUCUGGUAACAGCGGAUAUUAGUAAUAUACUAUUGUGCGUGUUUCAAGUACUGCCCAACAUAUCAGAAAAUGCAGACGAGUUAUUGGGAUGUCAUGUGACGUCAAACGCAAUACGAGAUAUUCACGUCAAGUGUCAUUUGCUGCUGUCUUAUUUCAUUUUGAGGGGGACUCCUCUUUCUGUGCUCUAUAAGAAUUUUAAGCACGGAUUCUCCAAUGCUCCUUGUUUAACGAAAAAACCAGCCAACACGGUCGAACCUUGGAUUAUAUUCGCUGCUUCUGGACGAAACGAAGAAAUUCCCGAUGGUUUACAGAUUUGCAGCAUGUUAUCGCCUAAUUUGGCCAUUAAAUACGAACUUCUAGUACUCCUAUCUCGUGCACAGCCCAUCUGGCCAUUACUUUUGAAAAUCACAAGGAUGAACGAUUGUUGGAUCGUGCACGAAAUCCUCCACCACGUGAUUAUCGAACUCAAUGGCAAAGAAACCGAAAUGAACAGCGAACAGUGCAACGGGUUUCUUUGUAGAGAAGACUGUGCUACUUUUAGCAGUAUUGAAAACGCAGUCGUGUAUAUUUUACUCGCCUUAGGUAAUAAGAUUUUCAUUCAGAAGACUCUGAUCAAGGUUUUAGAAGAAGUGCCUGAAAAAUGGGCUGUAUAUUUUAGUCAUUCGCAGAUUUGGAAUCAAAACAGACCCCAGUGGAUACAAACAAUAUUAUCGAUGAUUGAACCAACGAUUAAAUACAUCAUUAAGUACGUUUCUCAAAAUAAACAUCCAAAAUCACCAGCCGAUGAAAUAAUCACAGAAUACAUAGAAAAUUUGACAUCGGUUGUUGACUGUCUUCCGGAAGGCGUCGUAAUUACGGCGACUUUAAUUGAAAAUAUUCUGCCACCUGAUAUACUGCCUGCUGGUGACUCUGUGCUCAUUCAGCUGAUGAUGACAGCUUUGUACGAUGAAUUGGGUAACGAGUCUCGUAUUUCCGAAGGUUUAUGCAGAACUGAGGCGAAAAAAUUCCAAAAUUUGCAGAAAAGUGUUGGCGAAGUGAGCAAUAGUACGAUUCCAAAUUUGAGUUACAUCGAAAACGAUAGCGUCAAUGAAAUCAUAGUGAAACAUAUGUUGAAAGAUAAAUUAGGGCGAGCUUCGUUAAAAGUACUUUAUAAUUAUCUCAAAAGUCACGCCGAUUGGUUAAAAGUGAAAUUAGGGAUCACUGCAUCUGCAAGUAUUAAGAAAACAUUACUUUAUAAGAUGUUUUACAUCGCUGACAACGAAUACGAUCAAGUUCUUUCCGGAGCAUGGGCACCGAAAUGGACCCCUUUAUUGAAUUUACCAUUGGGAUUAACAUUUGAAAAUAUUCAAGAUCAGUUAUCAAUAAGACCAGAAUUUUGGCAAGAUGUAAAAUUAAGCAAUCAUGAUAAAAUGGUAGUAGCUCAUUUGAAAUCAUUGUUUGUACCAGUUAUUAAAUAUGCUGUAUGA
Molecule: messenger RNA, 2637 nt
Organism: Planococcus citri (citrus mealybug)
Lineage: Eukaryota; Metazoa; Arthropoda; Insecta; Hemiptera; Pseudococcidae
Exons: 14
Coding region: 358-2637 (759 amino acids)
Source: RefSeq, a predicted model, not a curated record